Messenger RNA from Acanthochromis polyacanthus (spiny chromis), 2299 nucleotides. Its product is annotated as beta-1,3-galactosyltransferase 2-like. Gene Ontology annotation, cellular component: membrane. NCBI's taxonomy places the organism in Eukaryota, Metazoa, Chordata, Actinopteri, Pomacentridae. Gene Ontology annotation, molecular function: N-acetyl-beta-D-glucosaminide beta-(1,3)-galactosyltransferase activity. The record is from RefSeq and is a predicted model, not a curated record. Bases 1 to 1245 code for a protein of 414 amino acids. The transcript is spliced from 2 exons.
AUGGCGUCUGAGGCCGGCUCCACGGAGCUGGCUGUCAGUCCUGCGGGGCCUGCUGCUGCCCCUGACUGUGCCAGGACACGCUAUCCUCGGUCGCUCUUCCGUUACACUCACCAGUUUGAACUUUCCUAUUUUUCUUUCAGACAACCUAUCCAGAACCCAUGUCGUCAGACGAAUCCUUUGUUUCAGUCCUGGUUCCGGUUCCUGCUUCUACUUUGUCUUGUGGUCUUUGUCUUGUGUUACGCUCUUUCCAACAGCUCUGUGUCAUGGCAGACCAGCCUUUCACUCCAAAGACACUAUAAAUGGCAUUUCAGUGACAACAACAAAGUUUACAUGCCUCCUUAUCGGGUCCAUCCAAAGCACAGGGACAUACUCAAUGAAAUCCAGACAACCACAGAGCCUUCUACUGCACAGCCUGUAAAGACUCAGUACCACCAAGCCUAUCCACGCAACUACAACUUCAUAAUGGAUAACAAGGAGGUCUGCAAACAGAACCCUUUCCUGGUCCUCAUGGUGCCAGUGGCACCAAAUAAUGUGGCAGCUCGGGAUGCAAUCCGGCAGACAUGGAGCAAGGAGAGCUUGGUCCAGGGUGAGGUGGUGAUCACUUUGUUCAUGUUGGGUCUCUCUAAAGGAGGUGAUGUUGGCAAACUACAGCAAGAGAAUGCGCAGUACCACGACCUAAUCCAGAGCGAUUUCAUGGACUCUUACAUCAAUCUGACCAUCAAAACCAUGGUGAUCAUGGACUGGCUGGCCACACGUUGCCCCACAGCAGCCUACGCCAUGAAGGUUGACUCCGACAUGUUCCUGAACAUUGACAAUCUGGUGAUCAUGCUGCAGAAGCCAGGCAUCCCCACAACGAACUACCUGACAGGAAUGCUGAUGACGAACAGGCCAGUCGUCCGAUCAAAGAACUCCAAGUGGUACGUCUCUGAGGAGCUGUAUCCAGAUCCUCAGUACCCGACCUACACUUUGGGCAUGGGAUACGUCUUUUCGAAUGAUCUCCCAGAGAAGUUUGUGGAGGUCUCAAAAUCAAUCAAGCCUUUUAACAUUGAGGAUGCUUAUAUUGGAAUGUGCAUGAAAAAGCUGGGAUUUACGCCCACGUCACCACCAGAUCCCUCCCAGUUCCAGGCCUAUAACGCAAAAUAUAAUCGCUGUCAAUUCUCCAAAGUCAUCACCUUCAUUCUUGGUUCUUCACAAGAAUUGGUGAAUUACUGGACAGACUUAAAGAAGCCUGGACCUCCUUGUUAGGACAAUAAGAUGCACCUAGAAAUAACUUAGUGGCGGGUCUUUAACUUAUUUAUGUAUUUCUACUGUACUGGAAAAACAAGUCCACUUUUUGAUUUUGUGUAUUUUAAAGGGACUUCUGAAGGGAAAGUUCACUGAUUCAGACAUGUGGAGCAAAGUGCAAAUGAAAAUAAGUUAAAGCAAUGGUACCAUUUUGACCACUGCUGGAUCUGUAGAACAGCGUUUUUUAUGAUCGUGUUGCAUGUAUUUUUGCACUUGCAUGUGCACAAAGGGUGGACAUGCAUGCCAUUAACACUGGGGUGCCACAAUACGUGUUUCUGCUAAAUGUACUGUGUAAUAAUGCUGAAUUUAGGUCAGAUUUUAAAAAAACAAACAAACAGUAAAAGCAACAAGAAAAAAUUACACAAAAAUAAUGCAGCCAGUUCAAUAUAAAGACUUUGCAACUGUUACGAAGUAGGACAACACUUCAGUCUGUCUGUGAUGUCUUAUGGGUGAGAAGGAAUGUCGUAUUUUGUGCUUACAAUGAACAAUCCUGAAGUUAAGCAACAAUGAAAGCAGGUCAAUGUAUACAGGCAGAAAGGGCUUUUAUGUUUAUUUUUAAUUUUUUUAUUAAAGCAGCUCAACUACUGAAUAUACCUCAGAAAUGUAUUUGUACAAAUGCCACGCAAAUCUUGCUGUUAAAUGAUGUUGUUUUUACUUCAUUGCCCUUGAAUUUUUUAUUAUUAUGUCCAUUUUUUCCCUCAAGAAGCAUAUUACUCAUAGUUGGAGGUAUGGGAAGGGUCAUUAAGAUGAACACUGCUGACUAGUAAUGUGGGGUUCUCUGAAGCCUUUACAGAGUAUGUUACAUUUUUAAUAUAUUAAUGCAAUACUCAUGUCCCCAUGUACUUUGAAAGUGUUAAUAACUGCUGAAAUUCUGUACUACAAUCAGUACGUUUACAUGAGACCUUUAAUUCCUCUUUAGUUUGGAAUUAAAGUUAAUCUGCUUUAAAAUCUCCUUGUAAACACUUAAUUCUGAAUUUAAAAGUUAAUUCCAAAUAAACUACCUGGUUUAUUCAGA